Messenger RNA from Sarcophilus harrisii (Tasmanian devil), 4069 nucleotides. It is a transcript of the gene GTF2I, whose product is annotated as general transcription factor IIi. Gene Ontology annotation, biological process: transcription by RNA polymerase II. Gene Ontology annotation, molecular function: DNA-binding transcription factor activity. Bases 48 to 3158 code for a protein of 1036 amino acids. The record is from RefSeq and is a predicted model, not a curated record. The transcript is spliced from 36 exons. NCBI's taxonomy places the organism in Eukaryota, Metazoa, Chordata, Mammalia, Dasyuromorphia, Dasyuridae. Gene Ontology annotation, cellular component: nucleus.
CUGCCGCUGCUGCUGCUGCUGCCGCGGCCGCUGCUGCAUCGGGAAUUAUGGCGCAAGUUGCAAUGUCUACAGUAUCAGUUGAUGACGAAGAAUCUUCAGAGAGCAGAAUGGUGGUCACAUUUCUCAUGUCAGCCCUUGAGUCAAUGUGUAAAGAACUUGCCAAAUCGAAGGCAGAGGUAGCCUGCAUUGCUGUGUAUGAGACAGAUGUGUUUGUUGUGGGUACUGAACGAGGACGGGCUUUUGUCAACACCAGGAAGGAUUUUCAAAAGGAUUUUGUAAAAUACUGCGUUGCAGAAGGGGAAAAGGCAGCAGAGCUUCACAAGAUGAGAGCCACAUCCCACCCGAAUAGGACGACUGUUGAUGCUGUUGAGAUCGAAACUCUUAGAAAAACAGUGGAGGACUAUUUCUGCUUUUGCUAUGGAAAAGCUUUAGGCAAAUCCACAGUGGUACCUGUUCCAUAUGAAAAGAUGCUGAGGGACCAGUCAGCUGUUGUGGUGCAGGGACUUCCUGAGGGAGUAGCCUUCAAACACCCAGAGAAUUACGAUGUCACCACACUGAAAUGGAUUUUGGAGAACAAGGCAGGGAUUUCUUUCAUCAUUAAGAGACCUUUCCUGGAGCCAAAGAAGCAGCUGGGUGGUCGUGCAUCUGACUCAGAACGAUCGAGAAUAUCAUCCCCAGGUGGAAGCUGUCCUAUAAAAGUGAAAACUGAGCCAACUGAAGAUUCUGGCAUUUCUUUGGAAAUGGCAGCUGUGACGGUGAAAGAGGAAUCGGAAGACCCCGACUAUUACCAGUACAAUGUGCAAGCAGGCCCUUCUGAAACUGGUGGUGUUGAUGAAAAACUCCCCCUUUCGAAGCCUUUUCAAGGAAGCCAUCACUCUACGGAGGGCAAUGAAGGAACAGAGAUGGAAUUACCAGUGGAAGAUUCUACCCAGCAUGCCCCUUCAGAAACAAGUGAGGACCCUGAAGUUGAGGUGACUAUUGAAGAUGAUGACUAUUCACCACCUAGUAAGAAACCAAAGAACACUGAGCCAGUCAAUGAGGCGGCCAAUGCUGGAAAAAGAAAAGUGAGGGAAUUCAAUUUCGAGAAAUGGAAUGCUCGAAUUACUGAUCUACGAAAACAAGUUGAAGAAUUGUUUGAAAGAAAAUAUGCUCAAGCUAUAAAAGCCAAAGGCCCGGUGGCCAUCCCUUACCCCCUCUUCCAGUCCCAUGUUGAGGACUUGUAUGUGGAAGGCCUGCCUGAAGGAAUUCCUUUUCGAAGACCAUCUACUUACGGAAUUCCUCGUCUGGAGAGGAUAUUGCUUGCAAAAGAAAGGAUUCGGUUUGUGAUUAAAAAACAUGAACUUCUCAAUUCAACACGAGAAGACUUACAGCUAGAAAAACCAACUUCAGGAGUGAAAGAAGAAUGGUACGCCAGAAUCACCAAAUUAAGAAAGAUGGUAGAUCAGCUGUUCUGCAAAAAAUUUGCUGAGGCCUUGGGAAGCACUGAAGCCAAGGCUGUGCCUUACCAGAAGUUUGAGGCGCAUCCUAAUGAUCUGUACGUGGAAGGGCUCCCGGAAAACAUUCCUUUUAGAAGCCCAUCCUGGUAUGGGAUCCCCAGACUGGAAAAAAUCAUUCAAGUGGGCAACAGAAUUAAGUUUGUAAUCAAACGACCAGAGCUGCUGACUCACAGCACACCGGAAAUAACUCAGCCUCGAACUAAUACUCCAGUGAAAGAAGAUUGGAAUGUGCGAAUUACUAAACUACGAAAGCAGGUGGAAGAGAUUUUUAAUUUGAAAUUUGCUCAAGCUCUUGGACUUACUGAGGCCGUCAAGGUCCCGUAUCCAGUCUUUGAAUCCAAUCCUGAGUUCCUCUACGUGGAAGGCUUGCCAGAAGGAAUCCCCUUCCGAAGUCCCACCUGGUUUGGAAUUCCGCGGCUCGAAAGGAUUGUCCGUGGAAGUAACAAGAUCAAGUUUGUGGUUAAAAAGCCAGAGCUGGUUCUUUCCUAUUUACCUCCUGGAAUGGCCAGUAAAGUCAACACUAAAGCCUUGCAGAGCUCCAAGAGAGCAAGGAGCCCUGGCAGCAACUCCAAGGUGCCGGAGAUCGAGGUGACCGUGGAAGGUCCUAAUAAUAAGCCACAAACUACAGGUGUUCGAACUCCGACUCAGACCAAUGGUUCCAAUACUCCCUUCAAGCCUCGAGGGAGAGAAUUUUCAUUUGAGGCCUGGAAUGCUAAAAUUACAGACCUCAAACAGAAGGUGGAAAAUCUCUUUAAUGAAAAGUGUGGGGAGGCUCUUGGCCUGAAGCACCCUGUGAAGGUGCCGUUUGCGCUGUUUGAAUCUUUCCCCGAAGACUUUUACGUCGAAGGCCUACCGGAGGGCGUGCCGUUUCGACGACCAUCAACUUUCGGCAUUCCAAGACUGGAGAAGAUUCUCAGAAAUAAAGCCAAGAUCAAGUUCAUCAUUAAAAAGCCUGAGAUGUUUGAAACUGCCAUUAAAGAAAGCACUUCCAAAAGCCCUCCAAGAGGCUCUGCAGUGUUCUCGGGCUUGAUGAAAUCUCCACAAUGUCACCCACAAAAAGGACCAAUCUGGAGGACUUCACCAUCUAUAGGGAAUCCCUCUUUGACUUCGGACCCUGCGCUGGAUCUCCUCCAUAACUCUGGAAAAAUGAAUUCAGCCAAUGUCACCACCACAGCUGCAGGGGUGGAAGACCUCAACAUCAUCCAGGUGACAAUUCCAGAUGAUGAGAGUGAAAGACUAUCAAAAGUGGAAAAGGCCCGGCAGCUGCGGGAACAAGUGAACGAUCUCUUUAGCCGCAAAUUCGGUGAAGCAAUUGGCAUGGGCUUUCCUGUGAAAGUUCCAUACAGGAAGAUAACCAUCAAUCCUGGCUGUGUGGUUGUCGAUGGGAUGCCCCCUGGGGUUGCCUUCAAAGCCCCCAGCUACCUGGAAAUCAGCUCCAUGAGAAGGAUCCUAGAUUCAGCAGAAUUUAUCAAAUUCACUGUCAUUAGACCUUUUCCAGGACUUGUCAUUAAUAACCAGUUGGUUGAUCAAACCGAAUCAGAAGGCCCAGUAAUACAAGAAUCAGCUGAUCCAGCCCAAUUGGAGGUUCCUGUGACAGAAGUAGAUAUAAAGGAAACGGAAGGAAGUUCUCAGAUCAAACAGGAACCAGAUCCAACGUGGUAGACCUCUUCAUUCCUAGGCACAGACUUGAGAAAUGGUGUCGUUUUCCAGCCACGGGAAGAUCUCUCCAGCUGGAUCCAUCUCCGCUUUGCAGUGAAGAAAACGCCUUCCGACGAUCGUUCAGUUCUUUAGUUUUUCUAUUUGAAAAAUCAUUUCACUGAUCUUUGGUUCCCAUUUCUCCUUUAACGGCUGAGUGGACAAUAGUAUAUGUAUAUUUGACUGGACUUUUUCCUACGCUAUCUAUCACGGUUCAUGUUUUUCAUAAAUAAAGCCAUCUGGUUCACCUGACAGUUAGUGAGAGGUCAGUAUCUCAGUGUGUGGAUAACAAUGAGCCCUCUUCCCAUUUUACUUAUUUUUGUCCAAAUAAAGAGUGCAUGAUGUAUCCGAAUAGUAGCACAGUUAAAUCAGGUAUGGAAAUUUGGGCAAGCUAAGUUAAGCGCCGGAGCCUCCCUGGAGCCUGACCUGCUACGGCUGGGAUGGAGUAGCGUGGGGGGAGGGCUGUUCAGCUUGGUGGGGUCUCGCCCUCGGGAGCCCCACGAGAACCAGCUCACCCGCCGCCAUGCUGUCUUCUCCCCAAGGUUGCCGCCGAAGCAGCCUUCCAGAGGGGCUUCAGUGUCAUGUCUAAGAGGUUUAGAAGCUAAUUACGCAUCCUCUGAUACCUUCCCCACACUUUGUAGGAGAAACUUUAAAUGUGUUGAAAUUUCACAAACAAAAUUGUAUGAUACCAGCUCUAUGAAAAGCUAGAAAAUGUGAUGGUUUAGAGUUUUCAUUAGCUUUGCCACAAUAUUCACAAUGGAAAAUUAUAUGACAUGGUAGCAGAAUAGACCUUUUAAUGUGUUGCUUAUAUUUUACCUCAAAUUAAAUUGUAGAUAUAGGGUAAUAAAUAAAAUUCAUCCAUGCCUUUCACACACUAA